CAAUUAUUACACCCAUUAAUUAAAAAAAAAAAUUUAUUUUUUUCUUAUACUCUCUCUGUGUGUUAUCACUUAUUUGCACUGUUCUCAACUGUUUGCUUGUUUAAUUUUCUAAAAAAAAAAAAAAAACUAAUUCUGGGUUUUUCUGGGUUCAUUUUAAUUUCUUGUAAAUUUUAUUUUUGCAUGUAGUUUUUAGAAUUUUGUUCAAAUUAAUGUUCAGUAGUUGUGGUAUCAGGGUCUGCAAAUUGAUCCCAUGUGGGAUUUUGAAUGAAAGUUUACAUUUUUGAGUGUUAUAUGUCUUUGAGAGGUGGAAAUUUUGCAUUUUUCUUAUCUGGGUAUCCUUUAUUCUCUGCUAAUUUUUCAAAUUCUCAUCUUUUUAGUGUAGUCACAUGUUGCCUUGAGUAGAAUUGUGUUUGAAAGUUUUCAUUUUUUAAGUUAUUGUUGUAUUGUACCUGGUUUACUUGUCUGCAUUCUUGGUUGGUUUUUAAUUUCUUCAAAUUAAAUUUGUUUAUAAUUGGAGUUUUUGUUCACAUUAAUGCUCAGUAGUCAUAUGUGGGAUUUUGAAUGAAAUUUCACAUUUUUUGAGUGUUAUAUGCGUCUGAGAGGUGGGAAUUUUGCAUUUUCCUUAUCUGUGUAUCCUUUUUUCUCUUCCAAUUUUUCAAAUUCUCAUCUUGUUAUUGCAAUCACAUGAUGCUUUGUCUAGAAUUUUGAUUGAAAGUUUCCAUUUUUUGGUUCUGGUUGUAUUUUAUCUGGUUUAGUUGUUGUGUCACCUUUUCAAUGCAUACUUUUAGUUCUUCCUUUUGAACUUUUUGUGUUUGGAACUUAAAUUUAUUACAAUACUUCCAAAAUACAUCAUACAACUUGUUGGGCAGUCAUGUCCAUCAUUUCCAUACUUAGAAUAGUUAAUUGUCCUGCUUCAUAUUGUUCUUCAAUCUCUUUCAUGAAGUCUUUAACCGUAGAACAUUCCGGGAUCGAAUCCCUAAUGAUCUUGGUUAUAUGAGAUUUAAUGAACAUCAAACUUUAACAAUUAGAUCAAUCACAUCGUUCAUUUUCAGUUUUCUCAUUUGAUGCACUUGAUUCCGUGAGGUUGGGUGGUUCAUCUCCACCACAUAAUCAAGUGCACCAAAGGAGAAAAUUGAAUAUGAAUGAUGGGCAAUUUAAUUGCUUAAGUUUGAUUUUCAUUAAAUUUCAUAUAAACAAGAGCAUUAGGGGUUCGAUCCCGAAAUGUUCUAAGGUUAAGGAUUUCAUGAAAACCAUUGAAGAACAAUUUGUAAGAUCCAAUAAGGCUUUGACAAGCAUACUAAUGAAGAGGUUUUCUAGCAAGACAUUUGAGUAUUCUAAGAGUGUGCAUGAACACAUUAUGGAAAUGAGGGACAUGGCUGCCCAACUUAAGUCCCUAGAAGUUGACAUUUCUUCAAGCCAAACCCCCCAAGACUCCACCAAUAAGCUACCUGCCAAAAGGUAUCUUUGAAAUGUACGUUAUCUUCCAUGUAACAUGAACACUUCAACAUCUGAAGUUCUUGUGUCAGGCAUUACAUCAUGUGGGACAUGGUAAUGCAUCUAACCUGCUUGCUUGGUCAUUACCAUACAUAUGUUCUAAGGAAUGAAUUCUUGAUUCCAGUCUAAGACCUCUUGUAUACUUUCUAUAAGUACUCUUUUGCUGCAAUGAAUCUGAAGUUCUGAACAUGGGUCCAAGCAUUCAUUUUGCAUGCAGGUUAUGUUAGGUUUAAGCAUUGCCCUAGAUUGUAGAAGAAACGACAAACCCUUCUAAUUCUUUUUUUCCUGGAUAAAUGAUGGAAUGCUUAAUAAAUUUGGAUCCUGCUCCUGGGUAUGAACAUAAAGGGUGAAUGCCUCUGGAUACUCGGAAAUUGGUUUUGGCUGGUGGGGUUAGGUUAGUUGCCUGUAGAUUUUACUAGCUAGAGCGAGUCCAAAGGACUCUUCUUUAAAAAGGUUCCUUACUUUAUUAAAAAAAAAAUUGCUUGGAUUUGUGCUUUGAAGUUGCCGGACUUUUGCAAUUCAUGAGGUUAUAAAAUGAAACCAUGCUAAUGAGAAGAGACAGCCUUUUAAGGAAAAAUGAUUGGAAUUUAUGUUGUUGUGGUUACCAAAAAAAGUUACUUGUUUUAUGUAGCUGUUCAAAUUAUAUGAAUGAUGUAGUUUUCCCUUUGGAUGAGCGCUAUUGGGGUAUUUUCCUCUUUUUUUUAGGUCUUAGCAUUUUUCUUACUUCUUUGUUUCUUCACUGCAUAUUCUUUGUAUACAUUACUAAUCAUGUAAUAGAUCAGUAUGGCUGUGCCUUUUCCAAUUUUUGAACAAAAUCAUCUUAUUACUAUUGAAAAAUGUUUUCUUUUUGGUAUACUCUUGCGUGUAAUAAGUAUCUUUUCAUUUCACGUAAAUUGAAAUUUGCGGGUAUAUUUUUAGUGUGGGAACUUGGCUUACUGUGGUUGCAUUGAUGCACAUUCGGAUCAUGAUUGUUAUGCUAUAUAUGAUGAAAGUUGAUACACAGAAGUUCAAGGACUUUGAUCAGGUACAUAUCUCAAUAGUUUGAUUUCCAAAAGAAAAUAGAAGUAAAAUUUUCUCCAUGGGGAUAGAUCUUGAGCAGCCUUCAGGAGAAUGCCAUAAGGAAGACAGUAGGUCAAGUGUGAAUGUUCAUAUGGUGCAUGGUGGUGAUGAAGUGCAUGAUAGAGACAGAUUGAUCAUAAAAUCUCCUAAUGUAGCUGAUAAGGAAAAUACAGGACCAAAUGUAAAUAGUAGAAUAUCAGAUAGUAGAAACAAGUGGAAUGCUGGAGAGGAUAUUAACUUAAAUUCUUUCAAAAGUUUAGAGCCUCAUGAUGGAAUGGAAUUUGAAUCAAAGGAGGAAGCCUUUUCAUUCUAUAGAGAAUAUGCGAAGUCUGUGGGAUUUGCUGUUGUAAUAAAGGCCAGCCGUCGUUCCAGAAUAUCCGGAAAAUUUAUUGAUGCGAAAUUUGCAUGUACUAGAUAUGGAAGCAAGCGGGAACGUAAAGCAGAUGAAGCUAUGGAACCUGAUUCAAAUAUAGAAAGCACAAUGAACAUUCCUGUAAAGAGGAGACGAGGUAGGAUUAAUCUAUCAUGGUCAAAAACAGAUUGCAAGGCCUGCAUGCAUGUUAAAACUAGGCAAGAUGGUUUAUGGAUUAUCUCUAGUUUCAUAAAGGAGCAUAAUCAUGAAAUUUUUCCAGAUCAAGCCUAUUACUUUCGGGGUCAUCGGAAUUUAGAUCUAGGUAGUAGUAAUGUUGAUGCCUUGCAUGCUAUUCGGGCAAGAACAAAAAAGAUGUUUGCUACAAUGUCUAGACAAUCUGGUGGCUAUAAGAAAGUUGACAAGCAGAAAGGUGGAAUCGCAAAUCAAUUAGAUAGUGGAAAGCAUCUGGCUUUAGAAGAAGGAGAUGCUCAAGUUAUGCUUGACCAUUUCAUGUAUAUGCAAGAUGAGAAUCCUAAUUUCUUUUAUGCGAUAGAUCUAAAUGAAGAGCAGUGGCUGAGAAACGUUUUCUGGGUCGAUGCAAAAGGUAGGCUUGAUUAUGGAAGUUUUGGCGAUGUAAUUUUUUUUGACACCACACAUAUCAAGAAUGAAUAUAAAUUGCCGUUUGCUCCCUUUAUUGGUGUGAACCAUCAUUUUCAUUUCCUUUUGCUUGGAUGUGCAUUGUUGUCUGAAGAGACUAAACCAACAUAUGUUUGGUUGAUGCGGGCUUGGCUCAGAGCAAUGGGUGGACAUGCUCCAAGAGUGAUACUUACUGACCAAGACGAAGCCUUGAAAGAAGCUAUCGCAGAGGUAUUUCCCAAUUCUCGUCAUUGUUUUUGUUUGUGGCAUAUACUGAGCAAAAUUCCUGAGAAGCUCAGUUAUGUAAUAAGGCAACAUGAAAACUUUAUGGCAAAAUUUAACAAAUGCAUUUUUAAGUCUUGGACAAAUGAACAGUUUGAAAGGAGAUGGUGGAAAAUGGUUGAUAGAUUCAAUUUAAGAAAUGACUUAUGGUUCCAAUCUUUGUAUGAAGAACGUGAACAAUGGGCACCUACAUAUAUGAAAGAUGUUUUUUUGGCAGGGAUGUCUACAAUCCAACGAUUGGAAGGAAUGAACUGUUUGUUUGACAAAUACAUGCAAAGGAAAACUACAUUGAAGGAGUUCUUAGAACACUAUAAAGUGAUUCUAAGAGAGAAGUGUGAAGAGGAAGCAAAAGCAGAUUUUGAAACUUGGCAUAAACAACCAGGAUUGAAAUCUCCAUCACCUUUUGGGAAACAGUUGGCUACUCUAUACACACACGCAAUAUUUAAGAAAUUUCAAAAUGAAGUUUUGGGAGUGGUUGCUUGUCAUCCAAGGAAAGAAAGUGAAGAUGGAGCAACCAUAACUUUUAGGGUUCAAGAUUUUGAAGAGAAUCAAGAUUUCAUUGUGGUAUGGAAUGAAACAACAUCAGAUAUAGCUUGUUUGUGUCGUUUAUUUGAAUUCAAUGGUUUCCUUUGUAGGCAUGUGAUGAUUGUUCUUCAAAUGUCUGGUGUACAUAGCAUUCCGUCUCAGUAUAUAUUGAAACGUUGGACAAAGGAUGCAAAGAGUAGACAAACAACAAGAGAAGGUUCAGUUGUUGAGUCUAGGGUUCAACGCUACAAUGAUCUAUGUCGACGGGCCUUUAAGUUGGGUGAUGAAGGGUCUUUAUCUCAAGAGACUUACAAUAUUGCAUUGAAUGCACUGGAAGAAGCUUUGAGAAAGUGCGAGAGUGUAAACAACUCAAUUCAGAGUUUAAUAGAACCAAGCUCACCUUCAACUCAUGGUCCUCAAGGCCUUGAAGAAGUAAACCAGGGUAACAGCACUAGCAAUGCAAACAGAAAAAAUAGUGCAUCCAAAAAAAGACAGGUACAUCCAGAGCCAGAGGUCAUAUCAAUUGGGACCCAUGACAGCUGGCCACAAAUGGGACAUGCAAAUUUACGAGCACCAGCCCUUGAUUGUUCUUAUGAAUCACAAGAGAGAAUGCAAGGGAUGGAACAACUGCACUCAAGAGCUGCAGCUCUUGAUGGCUAUUUUAGCACACAACAACUUGUUCAGGGAAUGGGACAAUUGAACUCUAUAGCUCCUAUCCACGAUGUCCAUUACUUAGCUCAACAAAGGUUGCAUGGGAUGGGGCAGCUACAUUUCAGACCACAAACUAUUCCUAGUUGUUUUGAUAUUCAGGAUAGUUUGCAAGAUAUGGACCAGUCUAACAUGGGACCUUCACAACUGCAUGGCAUGGCAUCGAAGCAUAUUCAUCAGAAACACCUCUCUCGUUAGUUGCUAGAUUAGUAGCUGUGAUCUACUGGCCGGUGGAGAUGAAUUAUCUCUUGGAAGAGUACCAGUCAAAUUGAUGUAACAACCAUUUUUUUUUCCUUUUUGCAUUUUCAGUGCACUGAUGCAUGUUAUAAUACUAGAUGAAGUUUUCUUGUAGUUGUUGUUGUUUGUAAUUAGAGAUGGACUUAUUUAUCUGGUUAAAUAUAUGGGGAAACAUCAUAUAAUCCAAGACACAUUGAUAUCUUGUAUAUUAGCCCAUCCUAACUAAUUUGUUGAGGAUUCCA
Quercus lobata is the source of this 5535-nucleotide messenger RNA. RefSeq names its product protein FAR-RED IMPAIRED RESPONSE 1-like. The coding region runs from base 2573 to 5254 and encodes 893 amino acids. The transcript is spliced from 9 exons. Gene Ontology annotation, biological process: regulation of DNA-templated transcription. Gene Ontology annotation, molecular function: zinc ion binding. The record is from RefSeq and is a predicted model, not a curated record. NCBI's taxonomy places the organism in Eukaryota, Viridiplantae, Streptophyta, Magnoliopsida, Fagales, Fagaceae.